This is a messenger RNA of Leptosia nina, 777 nucleotides long. The record is from the annotation of a GenBank genome assembly. NCBI's taxonomy places the organism in Eukaryota, Metazoa, Arthropoda, Insecta, Lepidoptera, Pieridae.
AUGGUGUCUUACUUUCCGGUAGCGAUCCUGGUUGUCGCAGGCAUCGCCAAUAUCCAAUGCGGCCGCAUUGUUGGUGGCGAUGAGACUACUAUUGAAAAAUACCCAAACUUAGUGCAAGUGGAGUUUCAACUCGGAUGGGGAAAUUGGGAGCAAAACAGUGGGGCGAACAUCCUCAAAAGAAUGUGGCUUCUGUCAGCUGCGCAUUGCUUCAGUGGAGGAGGCUACACACCUUCUGACAGACGUGUAAGGGCAGGCGCCACCCACAGGCAUACUGGUGGCUCCGUCCAUUAUGUAGAGUUCGAACGGAACCACCCGGGAUACCAUGUUGCUGCUGUUUGGGACGCUGAUAUCACCGUGGUUAAACUGACUACUCCUCUCAUCUACUCCCCGUCAGUUCAAAGAGGCACCAUUGUCACCCAAGGUUUCCAGCUACCGGACAAUACACCAGUGAUGCAUGCUGGCUGGGGUCACACAUCUUGGGGCGGUGUAUUUUCCCCUGUCCUGCGACACGUUGAAAUGUUCACAAUUAACCACGACCUCUGUCGGAAGCGCUAUGCCUUGCUUCGAAGCACGAUAACUCGUAAUAUGAUCUGCGCCGGCCUCUUGGACGUCGGCGGUCGGGACGCGUGCCAAGGAGACUCUGGAGGACCGCUGUAUGCUGGAAACAUCAUCGUCGGUGUGGUCUCCUGGGGGCAUAGAUGUGCGAACGAAACGUUCCCCGGAAUCAGUACAUCUGUCGCCUCCUACACUGACUGGGUUGUUGCUAAUGCGCGUUAA